Molecule: messenger RNA, 1471 nt
Organism: Bombus huntii
Lineage: Eukaryota; Metazoa; Arthropoda; Insecta; Hymenoptera; Apidae
Product: pancreatic triacylglycerol lipase-like
Exons: 7
Coding region: 80-1045 (321 amino acids)
Biological process (GO): lipid metabolic process
Molecular function (GO): lipase activity
Source: RefSeq, a predicted model, not a curated record
AACGUAUAAAAAGGAAGUGGGCAAAGAAAGAAGCUAAGAAAUCGACCCAUAUUGCGGCGCGUACAGUGAAGUGACAACAAUGGUAAACGCAUCGUUAACACUAAUUUAUCCUACGCUACUUUCGACGUUGAGAGGAGCCAAUUCUACGAUCUUUCCGAACGCAGAAGCAAACUUAUCUCUGAUUAAUCAGGAUAAUAGCCUACUAAGUGAAUUGGAGCUGAAUGUUUUACGUCCCAAUUUGAAAACGGUUACUUUCACGCUUUACACACGAGAAAACCCAGCCGGCGAGGUCCUAGUACUAAACGACAUAAACUCGGUCCAAGCGAGUCAAUGGAACCCGGAAAGAAAAACCGCUAUAAUCACUCACGGUUGGGUUAACAAUGGUUUAAGUUCGUCGUGUACACUCGUACGCGAUGCUAUUAUUAAGGUCAAGAAUUGGAACGUCAUUGUCGUCGAUUGGGGUAAGAUAUCAGCCAACUUGAUAUAUUCCAUCGUUGCAAAGGACGUACCACACGUUGCUCUCCAUGUAGCUAGUUUCGUAAAUUUCAUGCGAACUGAGGCUGGUUUGCAAACGUCCAACUUGAGAAUUAUUGGACACUCAUUCGGCGCUCAAAUCGCGGGCUUGAGCGCGCAAGAGAUAGGAAAAUCGAGCCGAGUAGCGGAAAUUGUCGCACUCGACCCUGCUAAGGUAAUGUUUGAAGACAAAGCACUUGAUCAAAGAGUUGAUGCAUCGGAUGCAGAAAAUGUUCAAAUUAUCCACACGUGCGUUGGACAGUUCGGUUAUUCUCUACCUGUUGGUACUUCAGACUUCUAUGCGAAUGAUGGAAGACAUCAACCAGGAUGCGGCAUUGACUUGCUUGGAAUUUGCGCACACUUGCGUAGCUACAAAUUCUACGCUGAAUCAAUUACGAAUCCGAAAGGCUUUCUCGGUAGACGUGCAGACGGUGCAACGGCAUACAUGGGUGGUGCUACGCUCGAUCCUAAAGCUAAAGGAACCUAUUACUUCAAAACUACCGGUCAAUAUCCUUUUGCUCUUGAUGGAUAACAUUAUUCUUUUGAAUAUUUGGAUGUAGUUUGUGCAGAUGUAUUUCAAUAUUAGUAAGAUACUUGUAUAGAUUAUGUCGGAAAUUAAAAAAUAAAUAGCUGUUGAUUUUAUUGUUCAUUAAAAUUCGUAUAAGAAUCUUAUUUCGAUUUAGUGCAACCGUAUCCUGAAUUCUUUGAGUUGAUUUCGAUGCAAGCAUGAGCAUACGCAUAGCGAUGCCGAGCAAAGGCGUCGUCUUAACCCUUUCGCUACGGGCGGCUUCUUCGUCGCGGCACUCCCGCUGAACGAGUCUCCGCGCCAGAACAGUGCACGCGAGAAAGAUCGUCAGUGGUGGAUAAAAUUAUUCUUCGCGUGCAUUUUGAAUAUGUAAAAUAUUAAACUCGAGUUGGGAUGUAAAUAACUCUUGAUGCGAUGAUUCAUUAAAAUCUU